CCGGCGCCCAAGGCCUAGAGCGUAGGCGGGAUGUGGGCCGCGCGUCUCUCUUUCUUGCUCCGGGCCGCCUUUGGCACUCGGGGCGGCCUCUCCGGCCAGAGGCCCCUCGGAGCGGGAACCUGCCGGGGCCUAAAGAUGUGGUGCCUUCUCGUGCCUUCCUUUCAGGAGCAAAGGGCCACUGUGGAAUUGCUGGACCACUUGGAGCGCCUGGCGCUGGUGGACUUUCGCAAUUGGGAGGGUGUGGAGCGUCUGGAGAAAGCCAUUGAGUUUGCUGAGCAGCUGCACACAGUUAACACUGACGGAAUCGAGCCCAUGGAGUCAGUAUUGGAAGACAGGUGUCUGUACCUCAGAGACGACAGCGUCACAGAAGGCAACUGCGCUCAGGAGUUACUCGAGAAAGCUAAGCAAACAGUGGAAGAAUAUUUUGUUGCACCACCAGGUAACAUUCCUUUACCAAAGCUGGAAGACAGAGAGACUUUUCUGCAGAAGGAAGAAGCCUAGGCAGACGGACCUACUUCACACGCCACUAUUUACUUGGAUAGUAUCUGGGGUCCAGCCCUUGCAACCGCAUCUGGAAUUACAUCUUUGGCCAUUUUCUCUGUGACAUGACUGCUGUUCGCAUGUUACCCCUGCCCAAAUUUAUUGCAAACUGUUCUUCAGUAUAUGGUAUAUGCUUAUAAUGCCAGAUCUAGUUCCAACAUUAAGUUAUAUUUGAAAUAUGCAGUAUUUCCCCUGUAUUCAAGAUUGAUGUGUGUGUAAAAGUCAGAAGCUGUAAUAGCGUUAAGGGAGCAAGAUGUGUUCAUAGUGUUUGACAGAUCAACAUACGUUUUUUAAAAAGCUAGUAUUUUAGUAAGCAAACAAAAAGCAAACAAACUAUGUGAAACACUCAAUAUGGGUAUACCACUAAGAGGAGUCUCAGAGAAAACAGUUAAGGGAAUUUUUAAUGCUCAGUCAUCUCUGUAUAAAAAUAUAGCCAUUGUACCACUGUCCAGACUUGUUCACUAAACAAUCGGUAUGUGUUUUUUAAAUUGGCCGAUGGUCUUCCGUUUCAGAAUAGGAAGUAAAUGCUAUUAUGGCAUAGAAAUUUAUGUAGGAAACAGACUGGGUUGAAAUGAAAUCCAAUUUCCUGCAUUUUAUUAAACUUUAUGUAUAACACAUGCAGCCUGACCCAAUGUGUACUUGCACAGAGGUCCCACUGACAUCAAUAAAGCUUACAUCCAUACGUGUGCA
Sceloporus undulatus (fence lizard) is the source of this 1230-nucleotide messenger RNA. RefSeq names its product glutamyl-tRNA amidotransferase subunit C (gene GATC). Gene Ontology annotation, molecular function: glutaminyl-tRNA synthase (glutamine-hydrolyzing) activity. Gene Ontology annotation, cellular component: mitochondrion; glutamyl-tRNA(Gln) amidotransferase complex. The coding region runs from base 31 to 501 and encodes 156 amino acids. NCBI's taxonomy places the organism in Eukaryota, Metazoa, Chordata, Lepidosauria, Squamata, Phrynosomatidae. The record is from RefSeq and is a predicted model, not a curated record. Gene Ontology annotation, biological process: glutaminyl-tRNAGln biosynthesis via transamidation; mitochondrial translation; regulation of translational fidelity. The transcript has 4 exons.